Messenger RNA from Bacillus rossius redtenbacheri, 1269 nucleotides. Its product is annotated as PE-PGRS family protein PE_PGRS26-like. NCBI's taxonomy places the organism in Eukaryota, Metazoa, Arthropoda, Insecta, Phasmatodea, Bacillidae. The transcript has 3 exons. The record is from RefSeq and is a predicted model, not a curated record. Bases 1 to 1269 code for a protein of 422 amino acids.
AUGUACCACAGCGGCGAGGUCGCGUCGCGUCGCUCGCACGACGUGGCUGACGUCCCAGAAGACAACCCCCUCCACUUCCUCUCUUUCAGCCAGGUCUUCUCACCCCUGGGGUUCCCGCCGCGGAGGCUGAGCACAUCCUUUCACAGAGACAGGCCCGCGCCCCGGGGAAGGGACUCCGAGCGGCGCAGGGGAGAGAGUGGCGCGGCGGGCAGAGAGGCGCGGCGGGCAGAGUGGCGCGGCGGGCAGAGCGGCGCAGGGGACAGAGUGGCGCGGCGGGCAGAGUGGCGCGGCGGGCAGAGCGGCGCAGGGGACAGAGUGGCGCGGCGGGCAGAGAGGCGCGGCGGGCAGAGCGGCGCAGGGGACAGAGUGGCGCGGCGGGCUGAGUGGUGCGGCGGGCAGAGAGGCGCGGCGGGCAGAGUGGCGCGGCGGGCAGAGUGGCGCAGGGGACAGAGAGGCGCGGCGGGCAGAGAGGCGCGGCGGGCAGAGUGGCGCGGCGGGCAGAGAGGCGCGGCGGGCAGAGUGGCGCAGGGGACAGAGUGGCGCGGCGGGCAGAGCGGCGCAGGGGACAGUGGCGCGGCGGGCAGAGUGGCGCGGCGGGCAGAGCGGCGCAGGGGACAGAGUGGCGCGGCGGGCAGAGUGGCGCGGCGGGCAGAGUGGCGCGGCGGGCAGAGAGGCGCGGCGGGCAGAGAGGCGCAGGGGACAGAGUGGCGCGGCGGGCAGAGUGGCGCGGCGGGCAGAGAGGCGCGGCGGGCAGAGUGGCGCGGCGGGCAGAGCGGCGCAGGGGACAGAGUGGCGCGGCGGGCAGAGUGGCGCGGCGGGCAGAGAGGCGCGGCGGGCCGAGUGGCGCGGCGGGCAGAGUGGCGCAGGGGACAGAGUGGCGCGGCGGGCAGAGUGGUGCGGCGGGCAGAGUGGCGCGGCGGGCAGAGCGGCGCAGGGGACAGAGUGGCGCGGCGGGCAGAGUGGCGCGGCGGGCAGAGCGGCGCAGGGGACAGAGUGGCGCGGCGGGCAGAGUGGCGCGGCGGGCAGAGCGGCGCAGGGGACAGAGUGGCGCGGCGGGCAGAGUGGCGCAGCGGGCAGAGUGGCGCGGCGGGCAGAGAGGCGCGGCGGGCAGAGUGGCGCAGGGGACAGAGUGGCGCGGCGGGCAGAGCGGCGCAGGGGACAGAGUGGCGCGGCGGGCAGAGAGGCGCGGCGGACAGGCGCAGCCGGGAUCCGCGAGGCGGGGCGAUCAGCCCACGCCACAUCACCUGGGCCGGGAGCGAGCGAGGGUAA